Molecule: messenger RNA, 1104 nt
Organism: Aspergillus luchuensis
Lineage: Eukaryota; Fungi; Ascomycota; Eurotiomycetes; Eurotiales; Aspergillaceae
Product: alpha/beta hydrolase
Exons: 3
Coding region: 1-1104 (367 amino acids)
Molecular function (GO): hydrolase activity
Source: RefSeq, a predicted model, not a curated record
AUGCCUGCUCUUAAUGACGAAAAGACCUUGAGAGAGAUACGACCCCGGGUCCUUCUCCAACCGCUUCACAACAGCAUUCCGUCGGAGUUGCUACCUCGGUUCGACCCGGUCUACGUGGAACACUACAACAAAUACAAUGCUGGGAGGCUACAUACCCAUGAGGUUUCUAUCGAGGAAUUCCGCAAGAAUCCUGCCAAGUAUGCCAUCGUCUACGGUCGUGCUCAAGGACCUGAUAUUUUCCGCAUCACGGAGCAGACAUGUCCUGUGGAAGGAGGCGAGAUAACCAUUCGUAUCUUCGAGCCUGCCCCAAAAUUGGAUGAGCAUGGCAAAGCCAAGAAGAGGGCUGCAUACGUCAACUUUCACGGAGGAGGCUGGGUGUUUGGCGAUCUCUCAGUUGAUCAUGAUUUCUGCAAGACACUCGUCGAUGGCCUGGACGGGCAAUUAGUCGCGUUUGAUGUCGACUACCGUUUAGCUCCUGAGCACAAGUAUCCAAUCCCCGUCGACGACUGCUGGGCCGCUUUCAAUUGGAUCCGCUCCCAGAAAGCAGAGGAGUUCAAUGUUGAUCCAGAUCGAAUGGCUGUUGGAGGUUGUUCGGCCGGAGGCCACCUGUCGGCCGUGGUCGCUCAUCUCUGCCGUAAUGCCGGCAUUCCAUUGCGUCUGCAGGUGCUGAACGUGCCCGUAUGUGAUCUACACAGCGGCUACACUCCGGAUGGCGACUUCGAUCGGGAGAACUGUCCCUAUGAGUCCUACAGAGAAAUGGAGUUCACCGCAGCUCUUCCCGUCGCACGAAUGGCCUAUUUCCAUCGUCACUUCUUGGGGGUUCCCCGACCAGCACGUUCAGAGGAGGACUGGAAGAUCUCCCCCAUGUUUGCGCCUGACUUUUCUGGACUAGCACCUGCGUUGGUCUUCACCGCCGAAAUGGAUCCUCUGCGGGACGAAGGGGAGGGUUACGCUGCCAAAUUGAAAGCUGCCGGUUGUCGAGUGGAGAUGAUGCGUAUGGCAGGAGCUCCCCACACGUUUGCCAUGUUGAAUGGCAUCAUGGAGAGCGGCCGUAUAUACAUUGAGAAGGUCAUUGAAGCGAUGAAGCGGGAACUGACUGUGUAA